Messenger RNA from Leptopilina boulardi, 710 nucleotides. It is a transcript of the gene Ufc1, whose product is annotated as ubiquitin-fold modifier-conjugating enzyme 1. Gene Ontology annotation, cellular component: cytoplasm. The record is from RefSeq and is a predicted model, not a curated record. Gene Ontology annotation, biological process: protein K69-linked ufmylation. Lineage: Eukaryota; Metazoa; Arthropoda; Insecta; Hymenoptera; Figitidae. The coding region runs from base 85 to 594 and encodes 169 amino acids. The transcript is spliced from 4 exons. Gene Ontology annotation, molecular function: UFM1 conjugating enzyme activity.
AAUGUUCUCUAAAUGAGUGACAGAUGUCAAAUUACUUGUGCUGGAAAUUCCCAUAAUAAAGUCUGAUAUAAUUUUUUAAUAAAAAUGGUUGAUGAAUCGACGAGAAAAACAUUAAGUAGCAUUCCUUUAUUGCAAACUAAAGCUGGACCCCGUGAAAAGGAUUUAUGGGUUCAAAGAUUAAAGGAAGAAUAUCAAGCGUUAAUAAAGUAUGUACAAAACAACAAAGCUGCAGAUAAUGACUGGUUUCGUCUAGAAUCAAAUAAAGAAGGAACAAAAUGGUUUGGAAAAUGUUGGUACAUUCAUAAUCUUCUCAAAUAUGAGUUUGAAGUUGAAUUUGACAUCCCUGUUACGUAUCCAACUACUGCUCCUGAAAUAGCGUUACCUGAAUUAGAUGGGAAAACUGCAAAAAUGUACAGAGGAGGCAAAAUUUGUCUCACUGAUCAUUUUAAACCUUUAUGGGCUAGAAAUGUACCAAAAUUCGGAAUUGCCCAUGCUAUGGCCUUGGGUCUUGGACCAUGGCUUGCGGUAGAAAUACCUGAUCUAAUCGAAAAGGGUAUUGUAUGUCACAAUGAUGAGGUAGAUCAAGAAAAAUAAUUUUUUGUUAAAUUUACUAUUAUGUACAUAAUUAUUCACUAUUUUCUAUAUUACGAAAGUUAUUUAGUUUUCUUACCUAUAAUAAUAAUAAAAAAUGAUUUUAAUACGAAAAAUAA